GCACCUCUCUCUCUCUCUCUCUCUCUCUCUCUGUCUGCCUGAGUGACUCUUGAACUCUCCACUGGGGAGGAAAAAGCUGUUGAGGAUGCACUCAAGCUGAGAAAACUUGCCAAGAAGAAGAAGGAGUCACACUCCGGUUCUCUGCAGCGGGUCACAGCUGCUCUGUUCCGCCGAGGAUGAGGAGCAAGAGACCGACGGGACGGUCCCAAAAUGAUUCACCUUGAAGCAAACACGGAUUUUUAAACCCCCUCUUUGAAUCCAAAGCCACACUUGUAUUCGUCCCGCACCAUGAGCACCCUGCAGCAGCUGGGGACCAUGUCCUUUCUGAUGAAGAAGAAGAAGUUUAAGUUUCAGGUGUAUUUCACGUUGGAGGAGCUGACAGCGGUGCCUUUCGUGAACGGGGUGCUUUUCUGCAAGAUCCGGCUGAUGGAUGGAGGGGACUUUGCCAUCUUGUCAUCCAGGGAGGAGGUGCAGCAGAACUGCGUUCGAUGGAGGAAGAAGUUCUCGUUCAUUUGUAAAAUGAGUGCGAAUCCCAUCAGCGGCGUGUUGGAUCCCUGCAUCUGCAGAGUCUCCGUGCGCAAGGAGCUCAAAGGAGGGAAGACCUUCUCAAAGCUGGGUUUUGCUGAUCUCAACAUGGCAGAGUUUGCUGGUUCAGGCUCAGUGCGCUGCUGCAUCCUGGAGGGUUACGACACAAAAAAUACCCGACAGGACAACUCUAUCCUGAAGGUGAUCAUUGGAAUGACUCUUCUGUCCGGGGAUCCCUGCUUUAAGACGCCUCCCAGCACAGCCAAAUCCAUCUCCAUCGGGGACCAGGACCCGACCCUGCAGCUGGACUGUAAGGGAGAGAGCACCGAGGCGUCAGCGCCGACACGAGGAAGCUUUAAGGAGUCUCCUCGCUCCUUCAAACCCAAACAGUUGUCAGUACGCAGCGCAGGUCUGCCUGAGGAGGGAGAGUGUGUGUCCAGUCCAGACGACGUCUUUCACUCCGGUCAUGUCCGCAGCUCGAGCUACGCCAGCCAGCACAGCAAGAUCUCAGGUUACAGCACAGCUCACUCUCGCUGCUCCAGCAUGAACGACCUCAGUCACCAUAGAAACGCCUCCUCCAGCAGCAGUGCGUCCUGCGGCCUCGCCCACCCCUCCUCCCCCUACUCCUCUUCUACCCAGCCGCCUCCCUCCACCCCCACCGAGGCUCCUCAACAAGCCACGCCCACGAAACCAGAGAGACCUCCCCCACCCUCUACAGCGGCCCUCAUGUCCAACAGAUCCUCCAGGAGGAAGAAGGACAGCGUGCAGCGGCAGCCGAGCUGUGUGGACGACACUCGAAUCGACGCGGACGACAUUGUGGAGAAGAUCAUCCAGAGUCAGAACUUUUCUGAAAGCAGCAACAAUGAAGUCAGCAACCUGAGACUGUUUGUCAGCAAAGACGGGACGACUGCGCUGAGCGGGACACAGAUCGCCAACAGAGGAACUCCUGGUGCUUUUGAACCGGUCGUCAUCGAGACUCACUGACAGAAGCGUCACCUCGUCUGCAGCCUCGUCCACUGGUUCACUAUUCUGUGACGUCUGAUUGUCCAACUGUGUUUGUGCAAGUACGAGGAAAGACGCCGUGCAUACACGUCUCAGUGCACAUAGCUUGAAAUAAGACUACUAUGAUAUGUAGAUAUUUAUCCUUUCUAGUAUAUUUAAUAAGGUGGUGGGAGGUGUAGUAUUGUAUCUUCUCAAAUAGUAGAAGGGACUUUCUUUACAAAGAGGUCCAGGCCGUCCUGGUGGUCUGAGUCCGCAGUCCAGGAAAGACAGUUAGCAAAGUGAAAGCAAUGUCAGAGGUGAAUGAAAACACCUUAUUAACACAAAACACCAAAAAUAUGUGCAAACAUGUGUAAUUCAAAGGGUUGAAUUAAUGCAAGUUAUAAGACUGCUGCUGUGUUUUGGUGUUAAAGGAGCAAUAUGUAACUCUGACACCUAGUGGUUAAAAUGGGUACUGCAGUCUG
Messenger RNA from Labrus bergylta (ballan wrasse), 1988 nucleotides. RefSeq names its product estrogen-induced osteoclastogenesis regulator 1b (gene eeig1b). NCBI's taxonomy places the organism in Eukaryota, Metazoa, Chordata, Actinopteri, Labriformes, Labridae. The record is from RefSeq and is a predicted model, not a curated record.